UGCUCUGCGCCCUGCGAGCCAAGGUGUGCGGGGCCUCCGGCCAGUUCGAGUUGGAGAUCCUGUCCAUGCAGAACGUGAACGGGGAGCUGCAGAACGGGAACUGCUGCGGCGGCGCCCGGAACCCAGGGGACCGAAAAUGCACCCGCGACGAGUGUGACACGUACUUCAAAGUGUGCCUCAAGGAGUACCAGUCCCGCGUCACGGCCGGGGGUCCCUGUAGCUUCGGCUCCGGGUCCACUCCUGUUAUCGGGGGCAACACCUUCAACCUCAAGACUAGCCGCGGCAAUGAACGCAACCGUAUCAUUCUGCCUUUCAGUUUCGCCUGGCCGAGGUCCUACACUUUACUCGUGGAGGCGUGGGAUUCCAGCAACGACACUGUCCAACCUGACAACAUCAUUGAAAAGGCUUCUCACUCGGGCAUGAUAAAUCCCAGCCGGCAGUGGCAGACGCUAAAGCAGAACACAGGGGUUGCCCAUUUUGAGUACCAGAUCCGUGUGACAUGCGAUGACUAUUACUAUGGGUUUGGCUGCAAUAAGUUCUGCCGACCCAGAGAUGACUUCUUUGGACACUACGCCUGUGACCAGAAUGGCAACAAAACUUGCAUGGAAGGCUGGAUGGGCCCCGAAUGUAACAAUGCUAUUUGCCGACAAGGCUGUAGUCCAAAGCAUGGGUCUUGCAAACUCCCAGGUGACUGCAGGUGCCAGUAUGGCUGGCAGGGCCUGUACUGUGACAAAUGUAUCCCACACCCGGGGUGCGUCCAUGGCACCUGUAACGAGCCCUGGCAGUGCCUCUGUGAGACCAACUGGGGCGGUCAGCUCUGCGACAAAGAUCUCAAUUACUGCGGGACUCACCAGCCGUGUCUUAAUCGAGGAACUUGUAGCAACACGGGUCCUGACAAAUAUCAGUGCUCCUGCCCUGACGGCUAUUCAGGACCCAACUGUGAAAUUGCAGAGCACGCCUGCCUCUCUGAUCCCUGCCACAACAGAGGCAGCUGCAAGGAGACCUCCCUGGGGUUUGAGUGUGAAUGUUCUCCAGGCUGGACGGGCCCCACCUGCUCCACAAACAUUGAUGACUGUUCUCCAAACAACUGUUCCCACGGGGGCACCUGCCAGGACUUGGUUAAUGGAUUUAAGUGCGUGUGCCCACCCCAGUGGACUGGCAAAACGUGCCAGUUAGAUGCAAAUGAAUGUGAGGCCAAACCUUGUGUCAAUGCCAAAUCCUGUAAGAAUCUGAUUGCCAGCUACUACUGUGAUUGCCUCCCGGGCUGGAUGGGUCAGAAUUGUGAAAUAAAUAUUAAUGACUGUCUUGGCCAGUGUCAGAAUGACGCAGCCUGUCGGGAUUUGGUUAAUGGUUAUCGCUGUAUCUGUCCACCUGGCUAUGCAGGCGAUCACUGUGAGAGAGACAUCGAUGAAUGUGCCAGCACCCCCUGUUUGAAUGGGGGUCACUGUCAGAAUGAAAUCAACAGAUUCCAGUGUCUGUGUCCCACUGGUUUCUCUGGAAACCUCUGUCAGCUGGACAUAGAUUAUUGUGAGCCCAAUCCCUGCCAGAACGGUGCCCAGUGCUACAACCGUGCCAGUGACUAUUUCUGCAAGUGUACCGAGGACUACGAAGGCAAGAACUGCUCCCACCUUAAAGACCACUGCCGCACAACCCCCUGUGAAGUGAUUGACAGUUGCACAGUGGCCAUGGCUUCCAAUGACACGCCUGAAGGGGUGCGGUAUAUUUCCUCGAACGUCUGCGGUCCCCAUGGGAAGUGCAAGAGUCAGUCAGGAGGCAAAUUCACCUGCGACUGUAACAAAGGCUUCACUGGAACAUACUGCCAUGAAAAUAUUAAUGACUGUGAGAGCAACCCCUGUAAAAAUGGUGGCACUUGCAUCGAUGGUGUCAACUCCUACAAGUGUAUCUGUAGCGACGGCUGGGAGGGGGCCUACUGUGAAACCAACAUUAAUGACUGCAGCCAGAACCCCUGCCACAAUGGGGGCUCGUGUCGUGACCUGGUCAAUGACUUCUACUGUGACUGUAAAAACGGGUGGAAAGGAAAGACCUGCCACUCGCGUGACAGCCAGUGUGAUGAGGCCACAUGCAACAAUGGUGGCACCUGCUAUGACGAAGGAGAUGCUUUCAAGUGUAUGUGUCCUGGAGGCUGGGAAGGAACAACCUGCAACAUAGCCCGAAAUAGUAGCUGCCUACCCAACCCCUGCCAUAACGGGGGCACCUGUGUGGUCAAUGGCGAGUCCUUCACCUGUGUCUGCAAAGAAGGCUGGGAGGGGCCCAUCUGUACUCAGAAUACCAAUGACUGCAGUCCUCACCCCUGCUACAACAGCGGCACGUGCGUGGAUGGAGACAACUGGUACCGGUGUGAAUGCGCCCCUGGUUUUGCUGGGCCUGACUGCAGAAUAAACAUCAACGAAUGCCAGUCUUCACCUUGUGCCUUCGGGGCAACCUGUGUGGAUGAGAUCAAUGGCUACCGUUGUGUCUGCCCCCCAGGGCACAGUGGUGCCAAGUGCCAGGAAGUUUCAGGGAGAUCUUGCAUCACCAUGGGGAGUGUGAUCCCGGAUGGGGCCAAGUGGGAUGAUGACUGCAAUACCUGCCAGUGCCUGAAUGGAAGGAUCGCCUGCUCCAAGGUCUGGUGUGGCCCUCGACCAUGCCUGAUCCACAAAGGGCACAAUGAUUGCCCCAGUGGGCAGAGCUGCAUCCCAAUCCUGGAUGACCAGUGUUUUGUCCACCCCUGCACUGGUGUGGGCGAGUGUCGCUCAUCCAGUCUCCAGCCAGUGAAGACCAAAUGUACUUCUGACCCCUAUUACCAGGAUAACUGUGCAAACAUCACAUUCACCUUCAACAAAGAGAUGAUGUCCCCGGGUCUUACCACGGAGCACGUUUGCAGUGAGUUGAGGAAUUUGAAUAUUUUGAAGAAUGUUUCUGCCGAAUAUUCAAUCUACAUAGCCUGUGAGCCUUCCCCUUCUGCAAACAAUGAAAUACAUGUGGCCAUUUCUGCUGAAGACAUACGGGAUGAUGGAAACCCUAUCAAGGAAAUCACCGACAAAAUUAUAGACCUUGUUAGUAAACGUGAUGGGAACAGCUCUCUUAUCGCUGCCGUUGCGGAAGUGAGAGUUCAGAGGCGUCCUCUGAAGAACAGAACGGAUUUCCUGGUCCCUCUGCUGAGCUCUGUCCUGACCGUGGCUUGGAUCUGUUGCUUGGUGACUGCCUUCUACUGGUGUGUGCGGAAGCGACGGAAGCCCAGCAGCCACGCCCGCUCAGCCUCCGAGGACAACACCACCAACAACGUGAGGGAGCAGCUGAACCAGAUCAAAAACCCCAUUGAGAAGCAUGGGGCCAACACGGUCCCUAUCAAGGAUUACGAGAACAAAAACUCCAAAAUGUCGAAAAUAAGGACACACAACUCGGAGGUGGAGGAGGAUGACAUGGACAAGCACCAGCAGAAAGCCCGGUUUGCCAAGCAGCCAGCGUACACGCUGGUAGACAGAGAGGAGAAGCCCCCCAAUGGCACGCCGGCCAGACACCCAAACUGGACAAACAAACAGGACAACAGAGACCUGGAGAGCGCCCAGAGCUUAAACCGAAUGGAGUACAUCGUAUAGCAGACAGCAGGUGCCACCUCCGCCGCUAGGUAGAGUCCAAGGGCACACGGGGCUAUCGUUCUUUAACUGUCCUAGUCCAGUCUGAGGCUGUUGUUGACCUAGAAUCCCUGUGUUAAUUUAAGUUCUGACAAGCUGGCUUACACUGGCAAUGGUAGUUUCUGUGGUUGGCUGGGAAUUCAAGGGCUGCAUCUCACAGCUAUGCAAAAACCAGUCCAAAGUGCCCUGGUGCACGGUCCCUGCAGCCACCACGUCUCGGAUCGGCUCCCAGGAGCAGGCCCGGUCCCUAGGCCUUGAGCUUCCACUUCUGCCAGAUGUCCCGAUGGUGAUGCAGUCUUAGGAUCAUAGUUUUAUUUAUAUUUAUUGACUCUUGAGUUGUUUUUGUAUAUUGGUUUUAUGAUGACGUACAAGUAGUUCUGUAUUUGAAAAGUGCCUUUGCAGCUCAGAACCACAGCAACUAUCACAAAUGAGUUUAUUAUUUAUUUUUUUUAUUGUAUUUUGUCGUCAUUGGGGGAGGGGGGACUUUGAUGUCAGCAGUUGCUGGUAAAAUGAAGAAUUUAAAGAGGAAAAAUGUGUCAAAAGUAGAAUUUUGUAUAGUUAUGUAAAUAAUUCUUUUUUUUUUUUAAUCACUGUGUAUAUUUGAUUUAUUAACUUAAUAAUCAAGAGCCUUAAAACAUCAUUCCUUUUUAUUUAUAUGUAUGUGUUUAGAAUUGAAGGUUUUUGAUAGCAUCGUAAGUGUAUGGCUUUAUUUUUUUGAACUUAUUUUCUUACUCUGUGUUGCCUAUAAGCCAAAAUUAAGGUGUUUGAAAAUGGUUUAUUUUUAAGACAAUAGGAUGGGCUUCUGGAAUACUGGUGGAUUUUU
Pteropus alecto (black flying fox) is the source of this 4458-nucleotide messenger RNA. RefSeq names its product jagged 1 (gene JAG1). Gene Ontology annotation, cellular component: membrane. The transcript is spliced from 26 exons. Gene Ontology annotation, biological process: cell communication; multicellular organism development; Notch signaling pathway. The record is from RefSeq and is a predicted model, not a curated record. NCBI's taxonomy places the organism in Eukaryota, Metazoa, Chordata, Mammalia, Chiroptera, Pteropodidae. Gene Ontology annotation, molecular function: Notch binding; calcium ion binding. The coding region runs from base 66 to 3599 and encodes 1177 amino acids.